Linum trigynum is the source of this 3476-nucleotide messenger RNA. The record is from the annotation of a GenBank genome assembly. Lineage: Eukaryota; Viridiplantae; Streptophyta; Magnoliopsida; Malpighiales; Linaceae.
CCCUUUUUCAAUUUAUUUCAAUAAACCAUACUUAUUUGACCUCUAAUUUUUAUAUUUCACCUUAAUUUUUUCAUAGCUCGUUAUUAGUUUUGAAUACAAAUUUUUCGAUGUAAUUUUUUUUUAAAUUCCGAGAUAAUUUUUUAUUUCAAAAAUUAGUCGUUAAAAUAUUACCGUUAAAACUUCGGGACCACUCCAAAUAUGACCGUUUUUUUUUAUCCGUUACUUUACGACCGUUUUUUUGUCAUUUUUUGCACCAAAUGUCUUUAUAAAUGACAGUUCUUCAUUUUCAUCAACUCAACUAAAACUUCUUCCCAUUUCUAAAAUAAACACAUUCAUCAUGAGUAUCUCAGAUAGCUCGUCGUCUGGAGAAGAAGAAAACGAAGAGUACGAAAGGUUUCACCACCUACGUUUGAGUUUGAUCGGUCGGAGGCUGGCUGAAGGUGCAUCAAGUCGCCGUCAAACUACAAGCCGACGUCACAUUGAUCGUGAGAGGGUCGAAUGUAAUCGACGUCUUAUGAGGGAUUACUUCGAUCCAAAUCCAGUAUACAAUGCUCGCAUAUUCAGAAGGCGCUAUCGGAUGCAGCCAAGAUUAUCCCAUCGCAUUAUGGGCGACAUUGUGAGGUUUGACCCCUCAUUUGCUCUAAGGCGUGAUAGCUUUGGUCAAUUGUCACUAUCUCCAGAGCAGAAGCUUACUGGUGCGAUGCGCAUGCUAGCAUAUGGUUCUCCAGCUGAUCAACUUGAUGAGUAUGUUCGUAUGGGUGAGAGCACCUUGAUGAAGGUCUUCAGAAAGUUUUGCAACAACAUUAUCAACAUGUACGGGGCCACAUACCUUCGCGCACCUACUCCUGCUGAUUUAAGGAUCUUACUCCGUAAAGCCUCAAGUCGUGGCUUUCCUGGAACGAUUGGAUCAAUUGACUGCAUGCAUUGGGAAUGGAGGAAUUGUCCAAGUGGUUGGGCAGGACAAUACACCGGCCACAUGCAUAGGCCAACAAUCAUUCUGGAGGCGGUGGCCUCCUACAACACAUGGAUAUGGCAUGCUUUCUUUGGGACACCUGGAUCGAACAACGAUAUAAAUGUUCUGGGGAUGUCUCCAAUGUUUGAUCGUAUCGUCAAUGGAAGCGCUCCACAUGUACGAUUUGAGGUAAAUGGUCAUGCUUAUGAUCAAUGUUAUUAUUUGGCUUACGGUAUUUAUCCCUCAUGGUCGACUUUAGUGAAGACCUUCAGCAAUCCAAGGUCAAACAAAGAGGCUUUGUUUGCUCAACAUCAAGAAGCACACCGCAAAGAUGUAGAGCGGGCAUUUGGAAUCCUCCAAACAAGAUGGGAAAUUGUUCGUGGCCCUGCAAGAGCUUGGGAUGUUUUCACGCUUAACAAUAUAAUGCUGACGUGCAUUAUAUUACACAACAUGAUAAUCGAGGAUGAGCAAGUUGAUUCUGAUGACGAGAUGGAUGAUGACCUUGAUUAUGAGGUCCAUGCACAACCUGAACCAAUCAACCGACACCAAUCAACUCUAAUUGAUUACUUGGCUAGAAAUAACAGGCUUCGCUCAUCUACAACACAUCAUGCGCUUAGAAAUGACUUGGUUGAGCAUCUUUGGAAUUUGCACGGCAAUAUCUAGCAUUGUUUUACUUCAUGUUGCUUGGUUGUUUGUAUUUCAAGUUUCAGUGUGUGAUUGUAUUUCAUGUUGCUUGGUUGUUUGUAUUUCAAACUUUCAAUAACACUUGUUUUUAUUACACAUGGAAUUGCUCAAAGUUCAAAGAGUACACAUGACACAUGAAAAUAACAAAGUUGAAAGAGAACACACAACACAUUAAAGAUGUAAAGGCAGUAGAGUACAAAUAGGAUCUUCUUCUAAUUAAUAAUCCAUGACAGGAAAGUAAUCGCCAUCUCCUCCACCACUUGCAUCGCCAUCUCCGUCUCCUCCAUCACUUGGAUAAGAGUUGGGAUCAUCUUGAUCGUACCCAUAAAUGUCAUUUUGUUUACGCCUCCAAAAUCUUUUCUUUCUUGGUGUCAUCUGUGACAAAUCCUUCUCCAGAAUAGCUACAUUUUGUUGAAGUAUUGCAGCUUCCCUCUCUUUCUUCUCCAUAGCCCACUUUUCCGCUUCACGCUCCCUCACUUGCCAUCUUGUAUUCCCAUUCCUCUUUCUCCUGCUCUAGUCUCCUCUCUUGAACAUUCAUUUUUCUGUUUUCGUACUCCAUCCUCGACUUUUGCCUCUCUCUCAUAUCAUACCAACUCUAGCAGUUGAGUAGUGUAUAUGUCUGACGAUUCAGCAACUACCUUACCUUUCUUCUUUGCUGCCUUUUGUUUGUCGCGUCCUUCAGGGCGAGUCAACACGAAAGGCGUAGCUCCUUCAUCUAGUAAGUCAUCAAGGCCUUCCACGGGAGAUGAUUGAGAACCAAAACCUGUGGGAUAACUUUGGGAACCUUGCCCCAUAGGUGGAAUGGGACUAACAAGCAGAUCAGGAUUGGAGUACCAUUUAGGACAAUUUCGAAGAAUGUCGAAACAAUGCUCAAAAUCAAAAGCCUUGUUCCCAUUCUCUUGCUUAUAUAUUGCUCUUGCCUCCUUUUCCUAAUAAAAUAAUUAGUACAUGGGUUAGAGAAGUUUUUAUUGACACAUAAAAAAUAAGAAAAUACACAAGUUGAGGGUCCAAAAGAAUACCACAUCAAACUGGUUCGUGCCACUCGAUUGGUGCCUUUGUGCUCUUUGCAAAACUCCCUUCCAAGCAUUGCAGUGAUAGCAAAUAAUCAUCAUUCGGGAUUCCAUUGCAAUAGCAGUACGAGUUGUAGUAGGAUCCCAUUUUUGAUGUUCUGCCGCCACUCUGUCCCACAACCUUGUAGACUUCUGGUUGGUGCCAACCGCUCCAUCUUCUGAUAUCGACACCCAAGCUCUGCACAAGAUUUCAUCUUCAUUCGUACGCCAAUUAGGUCCUCUCUUGCAUGUCAUAUUUCUAUUUUGAGAGACGAUAACAAUUGAAUUUUGAGAGAAUGCGAUUUAUGCUCUGAGAAUGAGUGAAGAGAAAUCUAUGAAGACUGCUGUAAUAUAUAAGAAAAAAUAUGGUCGUUAAAAUAUGACCGUUUUUUAUGGCCGUUAAAAUAUGACCGUUUUUUCGUCACUACAUCAAUUAUUUCAAAUUUAUAUUUCAAAUUGAAUCACAAACAACCAAUGAGAAUAGAGAAAAAAAUCCAAAACAAAUUCCCAACCAAAAAAGUUAAAAGAAAAAAAAAGGGGGCCAGCACGUCAGCUGGCCGAGAAGGGCCAUAAAAUGACACAAUUUUAUCUUUUUCUCACUUACUCAUUUUCCCCGACACUAAUGAAACAAUAGUCAUCAAUGACACAAUUUAGUUAUGCGGCUCUCCCUAGUCCUUAAUCUGCCGCAAUAGCGAUAAUACAUGAUUUCCCUUUCCUCCUUCUACCCUGCUUAAACUCUUCGACCGCGGGUCGCUAAUGAUUGCUUAACUAAAUACAUUGAAAGAUAUUUA